Molecule: messenger RNA, 1092 nt
Organism: Nematolebias whitei (Rio pearlfish)
Lineage: Eukaryota; Metazoa; Chordata; Actinopteri; Cyprinodontiformes; Rivulidae
Gene: laynb
Product: layilin b
Exons: 7
Coding region: 7-1092 (361 amino acids)
Molecular function (GO): hyaluronic acid binding
Source: RefSeq, a predicted model, not a curated record
GUAGAGAUGGAUUUUAUGAAGUUAUUUGGCUCCUUCAUCGCCGUGUUGUUCCACCAGGGAUCCGCUUCAAAAAUACACGAAGAGAGAAUCUGUCGACGUGGAACGGAGCGCCCGUGCUACAAGGCCUUCUACUUCCAGGAGAGCAGGAGGAGGCUGAGCUUUGAAGAUGCGACACGGUCCUGCAGGUUGGAUGGUGGCGAGCUGCUCAGCGUCGAGACAGAGAGCGAGCAACGACUCAUCGAGAGGUUCAUACAAGAGCUGAAAGUCGGAGAUGGAGAUUUCUGGAUCGGGCUUCGCCGCAGCCCUCAGUAUCACAGUGCAAGAAACACUGGUCCAGGCUGCCCCUCUCAGUACUAUUGGUUGGAUGGGAGCAAAGCCAAAUACAGAAACUGGCACUGGGAUGAGCCAUCAUGUGGUACUGGCAUGUGUGUUGUUUUAUACCACCAACCCUCUGCACCGCGGGACGAAGACGGUCAUUUCCUCUUCCAGUGGAAUGAUGACAACUGCAGCUCUAAAAACAACUUUGUCUGCAAAUACCGGGAAGAGAAAAUACCUGUACAUACAGGCGAAAGGAUGACAGCAAAACCAGUCCCAUCUCUGAGGCCAAACAUAUUGUCCACUACAGAACGUAAUAAUAAACUAGAAAUAGGACUUCCUGAGUCAUCAGUAUCUUUAUCAAAAAACACCCUCUUUGUGUCCUACGUCCUCUAUGCCACUAUACCUGUCCUGCUGCUGCUGCUGUUUGCAGCUGCUGGCUUCUUCUGCUACAAACAACAUGCAAAAAGGACAGGAAGCUACUCCAGCAAAUCAAAGCCGUGGAUCUCGACAGCAACCUCACCUUGCCCCGUGCAGGGACCUUACGCUUUUAGUGACGUUACCAAACUGCCUGUGGACUGCAGAACGCCAUCAGAGAUCAUGACAAAAUACUCCUGUGAUCCUUCCCGUGACUCCCAGUGUGGCGAUUACGAGAACGUGACAUGUUCUGACAAGGAGAGCGGCUUUGUGACCAAUGACAUCUACGAAACUUGCAGAGGUCAGAGUCGGCGCUCUCGCGGUCACACUGGAUGGGUGGAAAACGAGAUCUAUGGAUAA